AUGGCGCAGCCGCUCGUCGUGAAGAAGGACGACGACCUCGACGAGGAAGAGUACUACUCGCCGUUCCUCGGCAUCGAGAAGGGCGCCGUGCUGCAGGAGGCCCGCGUCUUCCACGACCCUCAGCUCGACGCGCGGCGAUGCUGCCAGGUUAUCACCAAGCUCCUGUACCUGCUCAACCAGGGUGACACCUUUACCAAGGUUGAGGCUACAGAGGUCUUCUUUGCAACAACCAAGCUGUUCCAGUCUAAAGAUGCGGGCCUUAGGAGGAUGGUGUACCUCAUGAUCAAGGAACUAUCGCCUUCAGCUGAUGAGGUCAUCAUAGUAACAAGCUCUUUGAUGAAGGACAUGAAUAGCAAAACUGAUAUGUACCGUGCGAACGCUAUUAGAGUUCUUUGUCGUAUUAUCGACUCAACUCUUCUCACCCAAAUCGAGAGGUAUUUGAAGCAAGCCAUUGUUGACAAGAAUCCUGUUGUUGCCAGUGCAGCCCUUGUUAGUGGCAUCUACUUGCUUCAAACAAGUCCAGAAGUUGUAAAAAGAUGGAGCAAUGAAGUUCAAGAGGCUGUGCAGUCAAGAGCUGCUCUUGUGCAGUUUCAUGCCCUUGCUCUUCUUCACCAAAUUAGACAAAAUGAUCGGUUGGCGGUCAGCAAGCUUGUCACUAGCUUGACCAGGGGUUCAGUUCGCUCUCCUUUGGCCCAGUGCCUACUUAUUCGCUACACAAGCCAGGUGAUUAGAGAGUCUGGCGUGAACCAAGGUGGAGAUCGUCCUUUCUUUGAUUUCCUUGAGUCCUGUCUCCGGAACAAAGCAGAAAUGGUCAUACUUGAGGCUGCAAGAGCAAUUACUGAACUGAAUGGUGUCACAAGCCGUGAGCUUACACCUGCAAUUACUGUGCUGCAGUUGUUCUUAAGUUCAUCCAAACCUGUUCUCAGAUUCGCAGCUGUUCGCACACUUAACAAGGUUGCAUCAACUCAUCCUUUGGCUGUCACAAAUUGUAACAUAGACAUGGAGAGCUUAAUCUCUGAUCAGAACAGGAGCAUUGCAACCCUUGCGAUUACAACACUGUUGAAGACAGGCAACGAGUCAAGUGUUGAUCGUUUAAUGAAACAGAUGACCAACUUUAUGUCAGACAUAGCUGAUGAAUUCAAGAUUGUUGUUGUUGAAGCAAUAAGAUCCCUGUGCUUGAAGUUCCCUCUGAAAUAUCGCUCAUUGAUGAACUUCUUGAGUAAUAUUCUACGGGAAGAGGGUGGAUUCGAGUACAAGAAAGCCAUAGUUGACUCAAUUAUUAUACUCAUUAGAGAUAUUCCUGAUGCAAAGGAAAGUGGUUUAUUUCACUUAUGUGAAUUCAUAGAAGACUGUGAAUUCACCUAUUUGUCCACCCAGAUACUUCACUUUUUGGGAAAUGAAGGCCCAAAAACAUCAGAUCCCAGUAAAUACAUACGUUAUAUAUACAAUAGGGUGAUACUUGAAAAUGCUACAGUUCGAGCUAGUGCAGUCAGCACAUUGGCAAAGUUUGGUGCCUUGGUUGACUCACUCAAGCCUCGCAUAUUCGUGCUCCUGAGACGCUGCCUGUUUGAUGGGGAUGAUGAGGUGCGUGACAGAGCGACCCUUUACUUCAAAUUGUUAGGUGGGGAAGCUACAGUUGGUGAGACAGAGAAGGAUGUGAAUGAAUUUCUCUUUGGCUCACUUGAUGUUCCACUAGUAAACUUGGAGACGAGCCUGCGGAAUUAUGAACCUUCGGAUGUACCUUUUGAUAUUUCAUCUGUUUCGAAGGAGACAAAAUCCCAACCCCUUGCUGAGAAAAAGUCUACAGGCAAGAAAUCAGCCGGUCCGGCAUCUGCUGUCAGUGGUCCUGUUUCUACUGUUGAUGCUUCUUAUGAGAAGCUUCUUUCAUCCAUUCCGGAAUUCGCUGAUUUUGGAAAGCUAUUUAAGUCAUCCGCACCUGUAGAAUUGACUGAAGCUGAGACUGAAUACUCAGUAAAUGUUGUGAAGCAUAUUUUUGAUGGACACGUUGUGCUCCAAUACAACUGUACCAAUACAAUUCCUGAACAAUUGCUUGAACAGGUAGUUGUUUUCGUUGAUGCUUCGGAGGCUGAUGAAUUUUUAGAAGUUGCUUCGAAGCCUUUAGAAUCAUUACCAUAUGAUUCUCCUGGACGGACCUUUGUGGCUUUUGAAAAGCCAGAAGGUGUCAUUGCCACCGGCAAGUUCUCAAAUAUCCUGAAAUUCAUUGUUAAGGAGGUUGACCCAUCCACUGGUGAAGCUGAGGAUGAUGGUGUUGAGGAUGAGUACCAGCUUGAAGAUCUUGAAAUCGUUUCUGCUGAUUAUAUGUUGAAGGUGGGAGUAUCUAACUUCCGAAAUGCCUGGGAAAGCAUGGAUCCGGAGAGUGAGCGGGUUGACGAGUAUGGGCUUGGAGUAAGGGAGAGCCUGGCUGAGGCUGUAAGUGCUGUUAUAAGCAUCCUCGGCAUGCAGCCUUGCGAGGGAACUGACGUGGUCCCAAGCAAUUCAAGGUCGCACACUUGUCUGCUCUCUGGUGUGUUUAUUGGUAACGUGAAAGUCUUGGUGAGACUGUCAUUUGGAAUCAGUGCACCGAAGGAGGUGGCCAUGAAGCUAGCAGUUAGAUCUGAUGAUCCAGAGAUCAGUGACAAGAUCCACGAAAUUGUUGCUAAUGGCUAA
Miscanthus lutarioriparius is the source of this 2667-nucleotide messenger RNA. Lineage: Eukaryota; Viridiplantae; Streptophyta; Magnoliopsida; Poales; Poaceae. The record is from the annotation of a GenBank genome assembly.